Molecule: messenger RNA, 1749 nt
Organism: Cyclocybe aegerita
Lineage: Eukaryota; Fungi; Basidiomycota; Agaricomycetes; Agaricales; Hemipholiotaceae
Source: the annotation of a GenBank genome assembly
AUGUCGAAGAGGAAAGUAGCUUACUUCUACGAUGCCGAUGUGGGCGCGUACACCUAUGGCCUGGGACAUCCCAUGAAGCCACACCGAAUACGUGUAACUCACGACCUGGUGACUGCAUAUGGGAUGCUGGACAAGAUGCACGUAUUCAGACCGAAACGAGCAUCUCCAGAAGUUAUGAGCUCGUUCCAUACAGACGAAUACGUCCAUUUCCUACAAAGCGUUACACCAGAAACAGCGGAGAAGAUGACGUUCUCAGGGACAAGAUUUCUCGUUGGCGAAGACAACCCCGCAUUCGAAGGCGUCUUUGAAUUUUGCUCGAUAUCAGCCGGAGGAUCCAUCGGCGCCGCACAGCGAAUAGCCUCAGGAGCUGCCGACAUCGCGAUCAACUGGGCCGGCGGGCUGCACCACGCCAAAAAGCGCGAGGCCUCGGGGUUCUGCUACAUCAACGACAUCGUGCUCGGCAUCAUCGAACUCCUACGGACGUACCCAAGGGUACUCUACAUCGACAUCGACUGCCACCACGGGGACGGCGUGGAAGAGGCGUUCUACACCAACGAUAGGGUUAUGACGUGCAGCUUCCACAAGUUUGGGGAGUAUUUCCCUGGGACGGGCACUCAGGAAGAUAAAGGAAGGGGCAGGGGCAAGGGAUAUGCGGUUAAUGUGCCGUUCAAGGACGGGAUUACGGACGAGUCGUUCAGAAGUGUCUUUGAACCUGUCAUCACUCGUAUCCUCGAGGUAUUCCGGCCAUCUGCCGUUGUGCUCCAAUGCGGUGCGGACUCACUGGCAGGCGACAAGCUCGGAUGCUUCAACCUCACAAUGCAUGGACACUCCCACUGCGUGCAGUUUCUCAGGAAACAGAACAUCCCACUCAUUCUGCUUGGAGGCGGAGGCUACACGGUGAAGAACGUGGCUCGAACAUGGACCUACGAGACGGCAUGUGCACUCGGUAUAGAGAACGAGAUCGACCCACAUUUACCGUGGAAUGACUACUUUGAAUGGUUUGGGCCGAGAUAUAGGUUGGAGGUACCGGAGAAUAACAUGGAGGAUGUGAAUGUGAAAGAUGGGAGUUUGCACAUUGUCAGGGAGAAGGCUCUGGAACAACUGCAACAGCUGGCCUGUGCUCCGUCUGUGCAGAUGCAAGAUGUUCCCAGAGAAAGUGUCGGCAGACACCUUGGAUUUGGGAAGGAUGAGCUGAAGGCGAGGGAUGACCUGGACAAGAAGCUCGCUCAACACGCACGAUAUGUUUAUUCCCUUCAAGACGCUGACACGACCAGCGACGAAUCCGAAGACUCCGACUCCUGGGACUCGGACGAGUCAUCAGCGAGCGCGAACCACUGGCGGCGCGGGCCGUACCGCUCGUCAUCCGCCUCGGCCUCACGCGUCGUCAACGGGCGGUACGGCAGCCAACAACCGCACUACACCUCCGCAAAGGAGAAGAAACGGAUGAGCCUGCUGACGGGGCAGUACUUUGACAUCCCGGUGCAGGAGCAUGGGUUCGCGCACUACGAGGCUGGGGCACCCCCUGUGAAGACGGCACGGAGGCGGUUCUUCCAGGGCGGGAGCUGGGACGAGCUGGGGGUGGUCGAGUCUGCGGUACAUGUUCGGGGGAACGGGUAUGGGAAUGGCCUGUUGGAUAUUCAUGAGUUGGCCGGGAUUAUGGAGCGGGGUGGUCGGAGGGAGGGGUCUGGAGACGCGGAGGAUGGCGAGGACUGCGAAGACGACGACGACGCGAUGUCUGUGGAUUCGUAG